This is a messenger RNA of Pelobates fuscus (common spadefoot toad), 5701 nucleotides long. RefSeq names its product cysteine rich secretory protein LCCL domain containing 2 (gene CRISPLD2). Lineage: Eukaryota; Metazoa; Chordata; Amphibia; Anura; Pelobatidae. Bases 334 to 1839 code for a protein of 501 amino acids. The transcript has 15 exons. Gene Ontology annotation, cellular component: extracellular region. The record is from RefSeq and is a predicted model, not a curated record.
AAUACAAGAUAUUUGAUGACACUAUGUUUCUUAAUUUCGUCAGUGAGAGGAACAAUGCCAAGGACAUCGACUUCCAGGAUGUGAUCAAACUACCUCUUCUUCUCUGACACAGUAUAAAUAGGAGGGAUUUUAGAGAGAACCUGGUCAGAAGAGAAGCACUGUUUCUCACACAGUAACUCUACCUGAGAGCAGACUAUUUAUACUCCAUCACCCCUUUACAUCUAGGGUCAAGUGCAACUCCAUCAAAGUCAGGACCCCAAAAGAAUAAUCAUCAUCAUCAAGAAAAGCUUGCUUUCAUCUCAUCGGUCUUAAAACAUCAGAAGUGUUUAAACCAUGACUUCGGCUCUCACUUGGAUAUUUCCACUUGGUGUUCUGUUUGUCCUGGUCGUUCACUGCCACUGCAUGUUUCUGCCCAACUCCACCUUCUUAGAGGAUCUUCUGAUCAGAUACAAUGAUGAGAUACCACAUUCCAGAAGCAGGCGAGCCAUUGCUAGGUCAGACAGAGAGGAGAUACUGCAACUUCACAACAAGCUCAGAGGACAGGUUCACCCGUCUGCAUCCAACAUGGAGUACAUGACAUGGGAUGACGAGCUGGAGAAAUCUUCUGAGGCCUGGGCGCAAGAGUGCAUCUGGGAGCAUGGCCCAGCCAGUCUGCUUAUGUCAAUUGGGCAAAACCUUGCUGUACACUGGGGAAGGUAUAGGUCUCCAGCAUUUCAUGUCCAGUCAUGGUAUGAUGAAGUUAAAGACUACACAUAUCCUUACCCACAUGAGUGUAAACCCUAUUGCCCAGAGAGGUGCUCCGGACCCAUGUGUACUCACUAUACCCAGAUUGUUUGGGCCACUACGACCAAAGUAGGCUGCGCAGUGAAUGUGUGCAAACGGAUGAACGUAUGGGGCGAGAUAUGGGAGAACGCAGUUUACCUGGUCUGCAAUUAUUCUCCAAAGGGUAACUGGAUUGGAGAAGCUCCUUACAAGAAUGGGAGACCUUGCUCAGAAUGUCCACCAAGCUACGGCGGAAACUGCAAGAACAAUCUCUGUUACAAAGGAGACAAACGCAGUGGAACGUUGGAAACAGAUGAAGCAAAUGAAGUGGAAUCUCCUCGGGUGCCAGAGGAAACGCAUGUUUGGGUCCAUGAGAAAAUCAACAAACCGAAAGUUGUGCCAAAAACUACACAACCAUCCACAGAAAGCUUAAUGACUCAAGUGAUUAAGUGUGAAACGAAAAUGAGAGACAAAUGCAAAGGAUCCACCUGCAACAGAUAUCUGUGUCCUGCAGGCUGUGCAAAUAAGAAGGCUAAAGUCUUUGGAACCCUUUUUUAUGACAGUAUGUCCAGCUUAUGCAGAGCAGCUAUUCACUUUGGAGUUAUCGAUAACAACGGUGGAUUAGUUGAUAUAACAAGGAAUGGGAGGUUACCUUUCUUUGUUAAGUCCACCAGGAAUGGUGUUGAAUCUUUAAGUAAAUUUAAGCCAGCUAAUACAUUCACAGUUUCAAAAGUUUCCGUUCAAACUCUCGAUUGUUACUCAACAGUAGCAGACACUUGUCCAUUUAAAAAGCCAGCUGCACAUUGCCCCAGAUUUUACUGUCCCGCGCACUGUAAGAAUGAGCCUUCAUACUGGGCAACAGUAAUUGGCACCAACAUUUAUGCAGAUAGUUCAAGUAUCUGUAAAACUGCCGUGCAUGCCGGGGUGAUCAAGGAUGAAGAAGGAGGUUAUGUGGACGUUUUGCCAGUCGAUAAGAAAAACCAUUAUUUUAGCUCCAACAAAAAUGGAAUCAUUUCAGAAAGCUUCAAGAACCGCAAGGAGGGAAAAGCUUUCAGGAUCUUUGCAGUGAAACAAUAAUUAAAACAAAUUUAAAUGGACAGUAUCACAACCGUGAGCAGCUUUCGGAGGACUCUGAGAAGACCAUAAACGUUCCCUCUACCCACUUGAAAGGACAAUGCCCAUCAAAGGCUUUCUUCACCUUCCCUCUCCACCAUCACUUUCAAUGCUGCUAGGAAGCAUAAUCAAAUUCCAUAAGGCGCAUAAACCCUUGACUUUAAUGACCCAACAAAAGAUGAUUUGAAUUUGGCAAUAUUCAGAGAGCUUAUUGCUCAUUUUAAAUUAGUUUAAGGCAAAGUGGUCUCAGCAGGCCCAAAAGUACAAGCACGAGCCUUUAAUUACAGUUUGGUGAAUGAAAAGAUUAUUUAAAAGCUCAUAAUGUGCUUCAUAUGUCAGACUGAUACCUAGUAAUACGUAGCUUGUGUAGGGGUAAAUCUACAAAUUAUUCUUUGCCAGUCAAAGCCCGAAGAUCUAUUGUUUACCACUCUGUGCCUUAGAUGACAGAAAUGGGUAGUUAUAUAGAAUUAUUUCAAUUGAGUGUUUUGUAUGAAUAUUGUUCUGUUUGUAUAAUUGCCAGUUUAGGCUUUGCCUCUAGGUAUUGUACAUAAUCGCCUUUUUAAGUUUUGUAUUUUCUUUUUUUAGAUUAAGGUUUUUUUUAUACACAGCAGUGCUGGUUGAUUAAUAAUGUUCCUAUUUUGUUAUUCAGAGGAUUAAUAUUAGCCUCUAUAAUAUAUGGUAUGUGUACAUAGGAAUUUAUCUAUUUUUUGUUUUAUACCAUAUGAUAUUCUCUGUAAAUAGUUGCUUCUAUGUACACUCACACAACCCUCUAUAGUCUAUAGCGUAGUUCAUCCCCAGUAGGUAAACAGUGAAAUGUUUGAACAGAAAGACUGCAACAUUUAUACAGGAGCUUAGUCAAAUGGUAAACAUGCAUGCACUUAUUUCCUUUACUGAAGCAUGAGUACAUUUAAUUGAAAGCACAAGGCAUGUCUGUUAAAUAUUUAAUUUGGGUCUCUACUGGUCUGAUUUAUUCAGGUACUGAUUUUGGUGCUGGCUUUAAAUAUCACCAAAUGUCAUUAAUAGGAAAGGCAGAAAUGAUUCUUGACUUUUACAGCUGGGAUCUACCUAUUUCUAAUUUCUUACAGAUACAUGAGAUAAGGACACGUGUAAGGCAGGCUAAGCCUAUAACAUAACUUUGGAUGAAAUAGGAUUAUUUGGAACUUGUAGUUACAGUUGUAUGAGGGGACACCAAUAUGUAGUUGCACAGCUAGGUGUUCUUUUAAUUUCUCCCAAUCAGAAGUGAAACUGCAGAGAUUCCAAACAAAAUAAUCAAUUGUCCACUGUAUCAUCAAAGUAGCUUGCCAUGAAGGACUACCUUGUCUCAUGUAAGAAGCAAUCUUUGGCAAAGCGUGCCAAUGGGAAGAGACUCCUUCGCCACAUCAUGCCACUUCCCAUCAGCCAUCACUAACAGCAGCUGAUAAAAACAGGCAACAUCUUGCGAGAUGUGUCUCAGAUGCCUAGGCACAUGACAGAAUAUCUAUGGAAGACCCUGCAGUCUCACAGAAUCUUCUAUAGACCCUACUUUGUGCAAUCCUGGAUGCCCUAGAAUAUGGAGUUGACAAAGCUCCUGGCAGUGGAAGCUGCUGGUGUAGUAAGGAGAAGAUAGUGCCACUGACAACAUGCUUUUAUCAUCAUUGCCAUAAGAAAUUAUUGUUGUUUUUGCUAGGUUUUAUUUUGGUUAUUGUGCCAAUAGCAAGGUGAUAUAUCGGCCUUAAACCUGCAUUUAAUUUAGUGUUUUGAAAAUGUAAAAGGCUGUAAUAAACUUCUGGCUCACAUAAAUCCAAAAAGCUUUAAAGGAAAACAAUUGUGUCAUGAAUACAAACAUGUAUUCCUGACACUAAAGUGCAUGUGUGGCUGUUUAGGGCCACAGCUCCACACGGUUCACUUUGAAAAGGUAAUUCUACUCACCUUUUCUAAAUCGUCGUGGCUGGCCCUGUCUCUACGAUUGAGAUCAACUUUGAGGAUCUCAGCCAAUAGGAAAGCAUUGUGAGGCUAUUAUUGGGCAUGAGCAGCAAAACGCCACACUGCGUCAAUCAGCAUCCCUCGUGGAGAUGCUUUGAAUCAAUACAUUUUUGAAUGUUCAGCACUGACCUAGGAAGCACCUCUAGUGAUCGUCUGAGUGACAGCCACUAGAGGUCUUACUAGGCAGCAAUGUAAACACUGACUUUUCUCUGAAAAGGCAGUGUUUACAUUGAAAAGUUUGCAGGGACAGGCUACAUUAAGCUGCAGUGGUCCUGGUGACUAUAGUAUCCCUUUAAACUGCUUAGACAUCUUAUUUUGGAGUAAAGUUGAGCGUUUUUUUUUGUUUUGUUUUUUACUGGUGGAAAACCAUUAUUUUCCUCAUUAGCAUUUAAACAGAUUCAAUAAAAUAGUACAGAUAUUUGACACUAAGGUGACAUUUCCAAAGUUUUGUAACCAAUGAAUCAAAGCCCUCCCCCUCUCCUUUUGUUAUUAGUGUCACAAUACAUAUUUUAAUGACGUUCUCUGAGUGCAGAACUGUUUGUGGUCUGUUCCUGCUAAUAUGUCUAUGAACCACAAACCAGGAAAAUAAUAAAUUAUACUCAGCAUGCCCAGGCUUGUAAUGUACAUUCCAAAUAUGACACAAUGAGACUUUAAGAUCAAGAUUAUAUUUUCUUUUCAUGUUGGUACCUAGAAAAGGAUACAGCCAAGGAUGUACAAAUAUGUACAAAUAUUUGCAAGGUAAAAAACCUGCUAACCAGAUUUAGUAUAAUACUUAUAGGGGCCAUUGACCAGAUAAAUCUAAUGAGAACUGUAUACAAUACCAUUAUUUUAGCAUGGUGCUGAUAUGUAGAUCCGUUCCUCACUCCUUACCUAACCCCUGCAUAUGAAAUCUACAAAUUUAUGUUAUAGGCUGCAUAAUUGUUUCUACGUCAGACCAUUUUUAGAGUCACGUUGUCAAGAUAUUCAAGGGACUAACAUUAAAAGGAAGCCGAGUGAGGAUGCUUAAAAAACUAGGGUUACUGAUGACGUCCCACUUAAAGCUGCUGACAGUGUAGAUCCUCAUUUACAAAACGUAUUUGUAUUUGUAUAUUUUUUUCAAGCCAAAUUGUGAAUGGGGUUUUACUAAUAGACUGAGAGCAUCAGCUGACCACUCUCAGCCUAUCAAUGUCACCAAGUCGAAGGUUUCCUGUUGCAAGCUUUGGACUCUAAAGGAAGUGGAGGGGGCUUAGCUGAAUAACACUGGACAUAAGUCCUUGGGCUUAAAGCAUUCAAUCAACUUCAUUCUGAUUUAGUUGUUAUGGUGCCUGGUUACUCUGUUAAAGGUAAUGCUACUAUGCACUGUAUUCACAUUGUAAACACCAUCUGGGGGUAAAAUACUGCUAAACAUUGAAUUUGUCGAUCUGACAACAUGUCUUAAACUUGAGAAUUUUCCCCAAAUUUUUUAGUAUGCAGAGAUACAGAACACACCUGCUCAAAAUGUGUUGCUCUUGAGUUAUUCUUCAAUAAUUCUUUGGCAGUGUACAAAAUUGAAUUGUUUCACUUCAUAUCUGCCUCAGAGAGGAUCAUCAGAGAUGUAGUGACCCAAAUCUCCUACUUUUGUGCUAUAUCGCAGGCACUGAAUUGUUAGCGAUCAUGUUGGCUACCUCAGCCUGCCAUUUGGGUUUUUGCUUUUUUUUCUAUGAAAAGAGUCAUUAUUUGCAAUUUUAUCUGUACAAAUGUUCAGUGUAAAUAAUUAUAUAUUAUAUUCACAUAUUGGUAGCAUGUAUUCAUAACCCUCCCGUGCCAUAAUUACAAAUUAAGUACAAGUGUAUAUUAUCUUUGUCAUUGUGUCCAAAACAAAAAAUUAAAGAGGAUAUAAAAAUAA